This is a messenger RNA of Scleropages formosus (Asian bonytongue), 2144 nucleotides long. RefSeq lists its product as uncharacterized. NCBI's taxonomy places the organism in Eukaryota, Metazoa, Chordata, Actinopteri, Osteoglossiformes, Osteoglossidae. The transcript is spliced from 2 exons. The coding region runs from base 934 to 1731 and encodes 265 amino acids. The record is from RefSeq and is a predicted model, not a curated record.
UCCUUUUCUUUUGAAAAAAAUGUGUUUUCUGUUCAUGAGCUGUGAAAAGAAUCACAGAAAAAGUUUGGUGUUUAAUCAUCUCAGAAGUUCUCCCGGUUCUGGAUUCUUCAGCAGCAGUUUUUUUUUUCCUCCCUUUUCCCCUUUUGCUUCUUUUCAUCCCCUUGGUCGAAUCAAGGUGUAGCAUGUGUUAAAAUGGCGCGAGCCAGUGUGUGGACUGCGUCUGCGCGGUGAGAGUGGGUGGGGCCCCGCCUGUGACCCACCCCUUGCCCUCCACCCCUUUCCAGCAUCUCCCUCCCUCCCUCUCUCUCCCUUGUGUCUCCUUUUCCCCGUUCGACAUCUGGGCUGGUUCCCCCAAGCGGCGGCGCUCGUUCUCACCAGGCCCUGUGUGCCUCCUGUAGACUGCUAGUCCGCCAUGGCGUCUGUGGGGGGGGCAGGUUGCUGAUAGCAGUUAGGAGAGAGAGAGAGCGAGAGAGAGAGGGGAAAAGAGACUGGUCUGCUGCUGCUUGGCAAGCGAGAUCCUCUCCUCCGACUGGCUGUGACAGGGAGGGAGGGUUCGAGCCGCUUGCUGGAUUUUAACCCUCUGCCUUCAGCUGUGUGCAGAGCGGUGCCGGAGCCGCGAACGCUGCAACAAGUUGCUCUCGGGGGCUGCCCCCCCACCCCGCCCCGUCCUGCCUUGUGCAGCUCCCAGUUCCCCCCCAGCACCACCCCGGGUGUUUCAUUUCACCCCUUGAGUGUUGCCUGCAUUUUUCAGUUUUUUUUUUUUUUAAAUUUUUUUUAUUCUGCUGCAGUUUUCAAGCAGUUUGUGGCCUUGCAGUGCCAAAGUGCCGUUGACUCUCUGGACUUCUCCUUCUCAGACCCAGGACCUCGUCACUGCCUCUUGUUGGGACGCUCCGCGGUAACACACUUCUCUCCCUAUUCUCCUGUUUGCCAAGCAUGUUUGGCGGAGCAUGCCCCCCCGCGCUGCGCCGCUCUCUCGACCAGCCGGCCGUCCCACAGGGGCAGCGCGGGGACCGCGGGGUGACCGGACCCUCUGGGACGGGGGCCAGGGGCGCACAAAAAGCGGAACGAGGUCGACGCCUGGAACGCGGAGGUGGCGGAUGCGGCGGAGGCAGCGGCAGCAGCGACACUCUGCAGUUCCUCGUGUCUGUACGAGCGCUCAAUGUGGGCGCGCUUCCCUGGUCGAGAGGGCGUAUUGCGGCCCCGCACCCCUCGCCGGACACUUUCCUGCACCCUGUGCAGGGAGAGGAGUUCCAGCUGGGGGAGCGAGAGAGGGAGCCCCGCUUUCACAUGGAUGAAUCAUUCAUGGGUGCCUCUGGCGUGGCACCGCUCUUAGCAUAUGCUGAGCAUGCAGUUGGUCUGCUUGCCGACACGCUUCGCUCAAGGCUAACGCACUCCUUGGCCGGGGGCCGCCUCCGCGCCCACAGGCCUCGGGCCCCCGGAUGGCCGUGGAGCCAAACACCUCGUGCCUACCCCAGCAGCUCUCCGGAGGCUACUUCACGGCAGGCAGCGCCUCACGUGGACCUCGCUUCGUUUUUACACUGCUCAUUUUUGCGUCGUGCUCCCUGUGAAGAGCACCAUCUGACCGCACUGCGUGCUGCAUCGGUGCAAAACGCAGUGGCGCGCAGCUUGUCGCACGUCCACCGCAGCACUGCUGGAUUGGCCAUGAGCGCACGGGGGGUCGCGGGGCGUCGGAGGGUCGUCGAAGCUCUGGUCUCAGCCUGCUGCGUCUAGGGGCUACCAAGGCCUGGAGCGCACCUCCUCCCUAUGGCGGAACGCAGCCCCUCCCCCUCCCCUCAAGGCGGGCACAGUCGCACCCGCACCCAAGAGCGCGGGCCUGCUAACGGACCGGAUCUCCCUUCGGCCCGGGGUACGUGCAUGCGUUAUCCUGCGCUCGUGACAGAGUGUGUUACGCCUGGGGAUGGGUGUGUUCAUGCAGACAUGUUACGUGCCGCAUUUUGGAUUGCCCUAUGGGAGGAGCUACUUCAAGCCUGCUGCACUCCCAUUGGCUGUAAUGAACAUCCGUUACUUGUUAUGUCACAGCCUCCUCGUGAGCAGGACAGCUAUUCAUAAAAGGAGCUUCUUUCUGUCGGCCUCUUUUGCUCUCCAUUGCUAUUGUAAAUUAAUGCGGCGGUCAUGAUUUAGAC